Telopea speciosissima is the source of this 396-nucleotide messenger RNA. Its product is annotated as precursor of CEP5-like. Gene Ontology annotation, biological process: nitrate import; regulation of leaf morphogenesis; root development. Gene Ontology annotation, cellular component: extracellular region. Lineage: Eukaryota; Viridiplantae; Streptophyta; Magnoliopsida; Proteales; Proteaceae. The coding region runs from base 1 to 396 and encodes 131 amino acids. The record is from RefSeq and is a predicted model, not a curated record. Gene Ontology annotation, molecular function: hormone activity. The transcript has a single exon.
AUGUCGAAGGUGAAGUUCAUCUUUGCUUCUGUGCUUCUUCUUGUCUUUGUUUUCUCUCAUGCAGUUAAUUCUGUUGAGGGACGAAGGCUUUUAACUACUCCCAACAGAGAGAAGAGUAGUCAUGAAACUGCAUCAAGAAAAGUUGGUGGUGAAAACACCAUGAUCAUGAAUACCUUGCGUGGUGACCUUGCAAGUAAAACCAUGGCACAAUUAGUAUCAAACAAGUUUGGGUCAGCUGCAACCCCUGUUCAUAUCGUAGACAUUAAUGAAGCUGUUGUAGACCUUGCAGUUCCAUUACACGACGAUUCACCACCACCUCCACCAGGUCAUACAGAAGGCUUCCGACCAACGGCCCCUGGUCAUAGUCCAGGGAUCGGCCAUUCCGUUCAAAACUAG